Molecule: messenger RNA, 357 nt
Organism: Kazachstania africana CBS 2517
Lineage: Eukaryota; Fungi; Ascomycota; Saccharomycetes; Saccharomycetales; Saccharomycetaceae
Gene: HSP12
Product: lipid-binding protein HSP12
Exons: 1
Coding region: 1-357 (118 amino acids)
Source: RefSeq, a predicted model, not a curated record
AUGUCUGACGUUGGAAGAAAAGAUUUCGGUGACAAGGCCAAGGAAACUAUCAAACCAGAUUCCGAAAAAUCCUAUUACGAACAGGGUAAGGAAAAGGUCUCUGAUGAAUACGACAAAUUAGCAGGUAAGCUACAGCCUGAGGAAAAUAAGAGUACCACCCAGAGUUUAGGUGACUCUGCCCAAAGAGGCAAGGAUUCUGCUGAAAACAAAGGUGAGUCCUACUCCGAACAGGCCAAGGAAUACAUGGACAGCGCAAAGAGCAAGUUGAAUGAGGCUGUCGAAUACGUAUCCGGUAAGGUCCACGGCGGCACCGACGCUGCUGAAGGUGCAGCCAAAGAUAGCAGGGCUACAAAGUGA